AUGGCUAGCCCAAGGACACGGCGAGUGCUAAUGGAUGUCAAGAAAACAAAUGCGAACCAUUUAUGUUUCGAAUGUGGGUCGCCAAAUCCUCAAUGGGCUAGCGUUACAUAUGGUAUUUGGAUAUGUUUAGAGUGUUCAGGAAAACAUCGUGGAUUGGGAGUUCAUUUGAGUUUUGUUCGCUCAAUUAACAUGGAUAAAUGGAAGGAGUUGGAGUUGGAAAAAAUGAAAGUUGGAGGCAACAGACAUGCUAAGGAGUUUUUCGUUUCACAACCUGAUUACAGACCUCAGUGGAGUUUUCAAGAAAAGUAUAAUAGUAAAGCUGCUGCUUUGUUGAGAGAUAAGAUUGCAACUGAAGCGUCUGGUGAGGAUUGGGACGAAGACGCCGCUAAUAUACGUAAUAAUAAACCUACCAGUAUAAGUCAUGUAAAAACAACCGGUGAUCUACCAUCUUUAUCCUCAGAUAAACGAGGGGGGGGGCGGGGGGGGGAACUUUCAUAA
Schistosoma bovis is the source of this 498-nucleotide messenger RNA. Lineage: Eukaryota; Metazoa; Platyhelminthes; Trematoda; Strigeidida; Schistosomatidae. The record is from the annotation of a GenBank genome assembly.